This is a messenger RNA of Ichthyophthirius multifiliis, 429 nucleotides long. RefSeq lists its product as hypothetical. The transcript is spliced from 4 exons. NCBI's taxonomy places the organism in Eukaryota, Ciliophora, Oligohymenophorea, Hymenostomatida. The record is from RefSeq and is a predicted model, not a curated record.
AUGAAAAGAACUAAGGAAGCUUAUUUCAGAGAUCAUUUACAACCACAAUAAAUGUAAGGAUGUUCAGGCGUUAAAGAAUUAGAAGGAGAGGAUUUAGCUUAUGAUUCUAGAAAUAAAUAUAAUAAAAACUAAUAAAAAUAAUGGUUCGAAUAAUAAGUAAUAGAGAAAAAAUAAAAUGAUGAAGCAAUAAGAUAAGAAGAAUAAGAUUACGCAGAAUAAACUUUUGAAUUAACAAGAAUGAGAGGCAUGCUAGAAGAUGAUUUUAAUAGAAAAAAAGCGGCUAUGAGAGAAUAAAUGAAAUAAGAAAAUCUAAAAAUUAGUAGAGAAAAAGCUGAAUUAUAAAAAAAACUUAAAAAUGAAAAAUUAUAAUACGAGUAAAAUGAAUCUCAUUAUUUGUAAGUUAGAGGAUAAAAACGUCCUUUUCCAUGA